Messenger RNA from Erinaceus europaeus (western European hedgehog), 3674 nucleotides. RefSeq names its product matrix metallopeptidase 14 (gene MMP14). Gene Ontology annotation, cellular component: extracellular matrix. Gene Ontology annotation, biological process: extracellular matrix organization; skeletal system development; zymogen activation. NCBI's taxonomy places the organism in Eukaryota, Metazoa, Chordata, Mammalia, Eulipotyphla, Erinaceidae. Bases 326 to 2077 code for a protein of 583 amino acids. The record is from RefSeq and is a predicted model, not a curated record. The transcript has 10 exons. Gene Ontology annotation, molecular function: zinc ion binding; metalloendopeptidase activity.
GAGAAGGGAGGGAUCUAAGAGAGAGGGAGAGAGGGCUCCCGAGCCAGUUCGCCGACUAAGCAGAAGAAAGAUUUCAAAAAAAAAAAAAAAAAAAAAGAAGAAGAAGAAGAAGAAGAAGGAAAGAAAGAAACGGAAAAGUCGGGACGAGCAAGCAGACGCCUUCAGGAACACCCGCCGCCUCUACCAGCGGACAGCGCUCGAGGAAUCGCCACCCGCCGCCGACCCGAGACAAAGGCAAAGGCGGCCGGAGCGAGAGGCAGAGGCGGCGCGACCCCAGGCUCGGCCCUGCCGCGGAGCCCACUGCGCCGGGCCGCCCGCCCCGACCAUGCCGCCCGCCCCGACCGCGCCGCCCGCCCGCAGCCUGCUGCUGCCCCUGCUCGCGCUCGGCUCCGCGCUCGCCUCGCUCGGCUCGGCCCAGAGCAACUUCAGCCCCGAAGCUUGGUUACAGCAGUAUGGCUACCUGCCCCCUGGCGACCUGCGGACACACACACAGCGCUCAUCCCAGUCACUCUCAGCAGCCAUUACUGCCAUGCAGAAGUUCUACGGCCUGCAAGUGACGGGCAAAGCUGACGCAGAAACCAUGAAAGCCAUGAAGCGCCCCCGCUGUGGUGUUCCAGACAAAUUUGGAGCUGAGAUCAAGGCCAAUGUCCGAAGGAAGCGCUAUGCCAUCCAGGGCCUCAAGUGGCAGCACAAUGAGAUCACUUUCUGCAUCCAGAACUACACCCCCAAGGUGGGUGAGUAUGCCACCUUCGAGGCCAUCCGCAAGGCGUUCCGAGUGUGGGAGAGCGCCACUACGCUGCGUUUCCGGGAGGUGCCUUACGCCUACAUCCGGGAGGGCCAUGAGAAGCAGGCGGACAUCAUGAUCUUUUUCGCUGAGGGCUUCCACGGUGACAGCACACCUUUUGAUGGUGAGGGUGGCUUCCUGGCCCAUGCCUACUUCCCAGGCCCCAACAUUGGAGGAGACACCCACUUUGACUCUGCCGAGCCCUGGACUGUCCAAAACGAAGAUCUGAAUGGGAAUGACAUCUUUCUGGUGGCUGUGCACGAGCUGGGCCACGCCCUGGGCCUCGAACACUCCAAUGACCCCUCAGCCAUCAUGGCGCCAUUCUACCAGUGGAUGGACACUGAGAACUUCGAGUUGCCAGAUGAUGACCGCCGGGGCAUCCAACAACUUUAUGGAAGUGAAUCAGGAUCCCCCACCAAGCUGCCCCCUCCACCAAGGACCACCUCCAGGCCCUCUGUCCCUGAUAAGCCCAAAAACCCCACCUACGGACCCAACAUAUGUGACGGGAACUUUGACACUGUGGCUAUGCUGCGUGGAGAGAUGUUUGUCUUCAAGGAGCGCUGGUUCUGGAGGGUGAGGAAUAACCGAGUGAUGGACGGCUACCCAAUGCCCAUCGGCCAGUUCUGGCGGGGCCUGCCCGCUUCCAUCAAUACCGCCUACGAGAGGAAGGACGGCAAGUUCGUCUUCUUCAAAGGAGACAAACACUGGGUGUUUGAUGAGGCUGCCCUGGAGCCUGGCUACCCCAGGCAUAUUAAGGAGCUGGGUCGAGGGCUGCCCACAGACAAGAUUGAUGCCGCACUCUUCUGGAUGCCCAAUGGGAAGACAUACUUCUUCCGGGGAAACAAGUACUACCGUUUCAAUGAGGAACUCAGGGCAGUGGACAGUGAAUACCCCAAAAACAUCAAGGUCUGGGAAGGAAUCCCAGAGUCUCCCAGAGGGUCAUUCAUGGGCCGUGAUGAAGUCUUCACUUACUUCUACAAGGGGAACAAGUACUGGAAGUUCAACAACCAGAAUCUGAAAGUAGAGCCAGGCUACCCUAAGUCAGCCCUGCAGGACUGGAUGGGCUGCCCGUCAGGGGGCCUGCCUGAUGAGGGCACCAAUGAGGAGCGGGAGGAGGUGAUCAUCAUCGAGGUGGAUGAGGAGGGUGGCGGCGUGAGCGUAGCCGCUGUGGUGCUGCCCAUGCUGCUGCUGCUCCUGGUGCUGGCCGUGGGCCUGGCCGUCUUCUUCUUCAGACGCCACGGGACCCCCAAGCGGUUGCUUUACUGCCAGCGCUCUCUGCUGGACAAAGUCUGACCCCCACCGCUGGCCCACCCACUCCUGCCAUGAGGACUUGGCCUCUGAGAGCCAGAGGCGGCAGGUGGUGGGGGGUGGGCUGCUUCCCACCCCUUUGGAGUCCCCUCCCUGCCCACCCUUCUCCACCCCACCCUCACCCCUGGGCCUUGCUUCUCCCCUAAUGGGCCCCUUGGGGCCCUGCCCUGGGGGACCCCGUAGCUUGGUGUGUGUGUCCAGCCCCGCUGAAUGUCUUGGCUCUGCACUUGAAGGCAGGACCCUCUGACCUCGCUGGUGAAGGUCACAUGAGGUCACCUGCUUCUUUUCCAUUCCGUGACAUACCUUUAACCUCUGAACUCUGACCUCAGGAGGCUCUGGGCUCUUUAGCCACCCCACCCUACCCCAGCGCAAGCCCCCAGGUGCACCCAGCUGACAGCCUGCCACCAUUCUUCCAGGCUGAAAGGAAUCUAGUUUUGUUGGGUGUAUGGGGGAAAGACAAUCCUGAGAUUGUGUGUGCGUGGGGGAGGGGGUGCUGCACAGCCACCCAGAGACCUUGGGAGGAAGGCUCGGAGAGGGACUGCCCUCUCCUGCCCCACCCUGAGAACUUCCACGGAAGGAGCCUGAGCCAUUAAAGACUAAACUGGGGCUACAGGAACCCUUGUCAGCCCUGCGUUCCAUGUGGAAGAUGGAUGGACCCAGAGGGGUUACAGAUACUGCAAUGUGGGAGGCCCUGGGGAGACACUCCCUCAGAGCCCCAGGCGUGAGCCCAGGGGCCACAGAGAAAGAACUUGGCUCCCUUGUGGGCCAUGUGGGCAACUGGGGCAGGCACCCGGGGGGGCAGAGCUUUCAGGGAACAGGAUGGGACCAAAAGGAGGUAUAACAAGUGGAGGCCUACAGCAGGGACACGCAGCCGUGUCUCCAGGGAGGGUUUUAGUGUGGUUCUCAGGAAAGGCUCCCUGGCUCCUCGGUCCUGCCCUUCCUUGGCCCAGAGAGCCCAGGGAGCCCAGAGGAGGGAGCGGGGAUGGAACACGUUCAUUUGGGGACUUGCCGAGAGCAGCCACCUAUUGAGGGCGCCUGAGAAGUUCCCAGCGGCUGGUACUGAGUUCUUUGUGGACCUCAGCCAGGCUCUGCAGGUCUGGGUAUGUGGGGGGGGGGCUGUCAGCCCCACGUUUCCUGCAGGUCUUGCCCUCAGCCCAUUCCACUAGUGGUGUGCCCUGAUCUCCCUACCCAGCCCACCCAUUGGAAGUCUCCUCUGGCCACAGCAGGUGGUCAUGGUACCAGGGACUUGGGAGAGCAAGAGGCCCCAUGUGGGGGGAGUGAGAGGAGAGGGAUGUCAGGGGUGGGGGGAGUGGGGGGAACAGGGUGAACGGUGCUGGCAGUUCGGCUAAAUUUGUCUUAUUUGGGUUUUUUUGGUUUUGUUUAAUGUAUAUUUUUAUUAUAAUUAUUAUAUAUGAAUUUCCUUUGAACCCUUCCUUUUUGUUAACAAGGGGCAUGGGAUGGGGGGUGGGGGGCAGAGGCAUCCGACCCCAGGAACCUGCAGGGCGGGGCUGGGUCAGUGGCCUCUAAGGACAUUUUUGACCUUGUUCAACCUUUCCACAAAGAAUAAACAGAGUUCACGGUU